UGGUCGUUUCCCUCGAGUCGGUAUUUCCGUCAAGUCGGUCGUUCACUACUUCAGUAUGAAUUCUGUUUUGGAAAUGCCAUACUAAGAGCAGCAGUUGUGUUCGCAACAACUCUCUGCUUAGCCAAGGAGUGUUUUAUCAUGUGGUUUAAAGGAAUGCAAUACUUCUACAGUCCAUCAAAUGUCUGUGAGAUUGUUGUGUAUGGACUAACGUUCGUGUUCUUGGAUCCGUAUGGAGUACUUCUUCACGACUUGAACAUUCCUCAAGACUCGUGUCCGAAAAUUGUGUGGGAAAUAGCAGCUGUUACGGUCUUCCUUGCUUGGACGCUACUUCUUGUGAACUUUCAGAGAAUGCCUCAUGUAGGAAUAUACAUUGUAAUGAUUAUAUCGAUGGUUAAGACUAUGAUUCAGGUCGUUGUUGUGGUGACACUCUUUGUUCUGGCAUUUGGAUUAGCGUUUUACUUACUGAUGAGCAACAAGACAAACUUUUCUUCCUCUGGAUUGUCUCUAAUGAGAGUUGUAACAAUGGCUGUAGGAGACUUAGCCCAUGAUGACACCUUGCUGAUUUCUCCCAGCAGUGAAAGCGCAAAGCUAGACUACUACUAUGACCGCUUGAGAGAUGAGUACGGGCAAUUUGAUUUCACAAACUUCUUGCCUACCACAACGGACGUCAACGUCUCCGCCAUCAAUGGAACAACCGCUGCCUCUGACAAUGACAAUUUGGAAUCCUGUUUGGUUUUCCCAUUUCUGUCUUACGCCUUUUUCAUAUGUUUUGCAAUGCUUAUGCCAAUUGUUGUUCUCAAUGUACUGAUUGGGUUAGCAGUUGGAGAUAUCGAGGCUGUAAGAGCAGAUGCGGCUCUCAGACAGAUCAGAAUGCAGAUAAAGUUGCUAGUGGAGGUAGAGACCGUUCUGCCAAGUUGGUUUCUCAGACAUGUUCACGUCACCACUACCAGUCGUCAAGUGAUGGAAAUCAACAGAACCGUGAAUCAAUUGUUAAGCAGUGCAGUAAAAGCAGCAGAAGAGCCAACAGGAAAGAUGAUGUCUACAACAGCAGUUCAACUGGGCAAAAUCAAGCAAAAUACCAAAGAAGUCAAGACAUGGCUGUCCAACAUUGAGAAAAGUCUACAACAGCAAUGGGGAAUGCUCAGGACUCUUGCUGCUUGCGUCAAACGUCAGAAUAUGAAUCAAUCAACAUCCAGUGUGGUUGACAAAGCUCCUGAUGAGUCAGUAGUUCGAAAAUCCCCUGUUACAGUUUCAGCUAAAGAAGAAAGUCUUAAAACAGCAAAAGUAGAAAGUCAAUUAAUAGACGAUAAAAAAGCUGAAGAACCUGAGGCAAGAUUAGUGCCAAAACAUGACAAUGAUGAAGACAUGGUUUGAUUCUCUACGUGAGCACACAUUGGGUUAUCUCACAUGCCGCAUAUAUAACAAACUAAUUUCUGCACAAAAUUGCUUCAUUUCUGCCUAUUCCUUAAACUGGACAUAUUCUAUGAACUGAGCAGUGUCAUCUAGUGUUAGAGUACUAUCUGCAGUAGAAAAAGAAAAUAUUAUGAAAGAGCGAACCACAAACAGCAUUAACAUGACAGU
Molecule: messenger RNA, 1581 nt
Organism: Corticium candelabrum
Lineage: Eukaryota; Metazoa; Porifera; Homoscleromorpha; Homosclerophorida; Plakinidae
Exons: 10
Coding region: 139-1374 (411 amino acids)
Biological process (GO): transmembrane transport; monoatomic ion transport
Cellular component (GO): membrane
Molecular function (GO): monoatomic ion channel activity
Source: RefSeq, a predicted model, not a curated record